UUUUUUAGUAUUUAGAAAAAAAUAAUUAAAAAAAAAAAGGAAACAAAAGGGCAGAGAGAGAGAGAGAAUCAAAGCCCUCUUCUUCUUUUGUAAUCAAAUCUCUCACGCACGACUCUGAGAGAGAGAGAGAGACAGAAAGAGUCCAUCGUCUUCCGUCUUCUCCGAUCGAAAUAGCAUUUAUAUUCAUCGUCACCUUAUUGGCUAUGCAGUCAACGAGUUUGCUACUCCUGAAGAAGGAGAAUUGAGAUCAGAUUAUAUAAAUGAGAGACAUGUUGUGUUUAGAAUGCAGUUGUUAUGAUAUUCAUCUCGCUGAGUGGCAUCCUUUGGAAUCUUUAAACUCCUCCUAAACCCUCUUUUUUGACUCCAGGGUUCUUCAGUUUUAUCUUUCAAUUGUUUUUUUUUUUUUGGGGGGUGGAGAAGGAAGGGAGAUAAUGUUUCGUGAUAGUCUUUGGUUUUCCCGUACCAUUGGUUGCUUUGGAUGCUUUGGCACUUCUACUAGAACCCGACAGUUGCCGCCUGAGAGGCCACUCCAACAUGAUGAUACACAUUCAUCAUGUAGUGAGGGUACUAGCAGUUCCAGAAGCGAAGAGGACGAAGAAGAAGUUGAGCAGAAGAGCCGCUCCAAACGGUCUGACGAAAUUUUGAAAUUUAGAUUAGAUCAUGGUUUGAUCUGCAGGCAGGUUCCUGUGAAAGUCACUAAGCAACUUAUCCGUGGAGAGGAUGAAGAUGGUAACAAGAUGAUCAAUGAGUAUGUUCGUGUGUGUAAAAUUGGAUCCGGUAGCUAUGGCAAAGUGGUUUUAUAUCGAAGCUCUGUUGAUGGCCAAUCUUAUGCUAUUAAGGCGUUUCACAAGUCGCAAUUAUUAAGGUUAAGGGUUGCACCUUCUGAGACUGCUAUGAGUGAUGUUCUUCGUGAGGUCAUGAUCAUGAAAAUUUUGGAGCAUCCUAACAUUGUUAAUCUCAUUGAGGUGAUAGACGACCCAGAAACUGAUCAUUUUUACAUGGUUCUCGAAUACAUUGAUGGAAAAUGGGUUUAUGACGGUUCUGGACCGCCUGGUGCUCUCGGGGAGAAAACCGCUAGAAAGUAUCUGCGGGAUAUAGUUACUGGCCUCAUGUACCUGCACGUUCAUAAUGUGAUUCAUGGGGACAUCAAACCUGACAAUCUGAUGGUUACUAGUAGCGGCACGGUGAAAAUAGGAGACUUCAGUGUCAGCCAAGUGUUCAAGGAUGAUGAUGAUCAACUGCGUCGAUCUCCCGGGACACCAGUUUUCACUGCUCCAGAGUGUUGUUUAGUAUCAACGUAUAGUGGCAGAGCUGCUGAUACAUGGGCAGUGGGGGUUACUUUGUAUUAUAUGAUAUUGGGACAAUACCCGUUCCUUGCUGAUACUCUUCAGGACACUUACGACAAGAUUGUUAACAACCCUUUGAUACUCCCGGAUGGAUUGGAUCCUCUUUUAAGAGAUUUGAUGGAAGGUCUCCUUUGCAAAAAUCCGAGCGAGAGAAUGACACUGAAGACGGUGUCGGAGCAUCCUUGGUUCCUUGGAGAAGACGGGCAUGUUCUUGAGUAUUUUUGUUGCUGCAAACGCAAGUCUGCCUUGAAGAUUGAACAAGAAGAAGAAGCUAAUGGGAUGGAUGCUCAAGUCUCAGAUAUCUAGCUAAAAAACUUUGGAAGCUUUUUGAUCGUUUAGAAAUGUAUAAGCUUGAAGAAUACAGGAAACGUUAACAUCAUGCUAUCGCAUCUCCUUAACCAUACAAGUUUGCGGUCAUUGUUUUUUUUUUCUUUAAUAUACUAGAUAGUUGUCAUAUUAUUAUCAUGUGUUGUUUUAUGAGUUUCAAAAUUAAUAUGACAAUGAAUUUUUAUUUU
This is a messenger RNA of Brassica napus (rape), 1861 nucleotides long. Its product is annotated as serine/threonine-protein kinase GRIK2-like. Bases 432 to 1652 code for a protein of 406 amino acids. Gene Ontology annotation, molecular function: ATP binding; protein serine/threonine kinase activity. Gene Ontology annotation, cellular component: cytoplasm. Lineage: Eukaryota; Viridiplantae; Streptophyta; Magnoliopsida; Brassicales; Brassicaceae. The record is from RefSeq and is a predicted model, not a curated record. Gene Ontology annotation, biological process: intracellular signal transduction; protein phosphorylation. The transcript has 13 exons.